This is a messenger RNA of Talpa occidentalis (Iberian mole), 617 nucleotides long. It is a transcript of the gene RPS11, whose product is annotated as ribosomal protein S11. NCBI's taxonomy places the organism in Eukaryota, Metazoa, Chordata, Mammalia, Eulipotyphla, Talpidae. The coding region runs from base 62 to 538 and encodes 158 amino acids. Gene Ontology annotation, cellular component: ribosome; cytosolic small ribosomal subunit. The record is from RefSeq and is a predicted model, not a curated record. Gene Ontology annotation, biological process: translation. Gene Ontology annotation, molecular function: structural constituent of ribosome. The transcript is spliced from 5 exons.
UGCGCAGGAUAAGGAAACUCGGAAGGCGCCGCGACUUUCUUUUUUUCUGGCGGCCGGAAAGAUGGCGGACAUUCAGACGGAGCGUGCCUACCAAAAGCAGCCGACCAUCUUUCAAAAUAAGAAGAGAGUCCUGCUUGGGGAAACCGGCAAGGAGAAGCUCCCGAGAUAUUACAAGAAUAUCGGUCUGGGCUUCAAGACGCCCAAGGAGGCCAUUGAGGGCACCUAUAUUGACAAGAAAUGCCCUUUUACCGGUAAUGUCUCCAUCCGAGGGCGCAUCCUGUCCGGUGUGGUGACCAAGAUGAAGAUGCAGAGGACCAUUGUCAUCCGACGAGACUAUCUCCACUACAUCCGAAAAUACAACCGUUUCGAGAAGCGCCACAAAAACAUGUCCGUCCACCUGUCCCCCUGUUUCAGGGACGUCCAGAUCGGCGACAUUGUCACAGUGGGCGAGUGCCGGCCCCUGAGCAAGACGGUGCGCUUCAACGUGCUCAAGGUGACCAAGGCGGCUGGCACCAAGAAGCAGUUCCAGAAGUUCUGAGCUGCACACUUGCCCGCUUACCCCUUCACAAUAAAAGCUCUUUCUACCCACAGGCCAGGCUCCAGGUGUCUGCAUCCUU